AGGUUUAAUAUGCAAUUUUGUCUGAAAAAGUUAUCUAUAUCCAUCAUCGCGCGAAAUCGGUUAUAGUACGGCGCCCGACCCGUAACCGACCCGGAUCAACAUUAUUUCGACCCGACCUGGUUGAUUGGAGCAGACGCAGAUAACUUUCGAGUCUGUAUAACGACGCCUCGCCGAGGAUUUGGGAGAAGCAGAAGAUGGCGUCCGGUUUAGCUAUGAAUCGAUGCUCAAUUUCGGUAUGUAGAAAGGCCGAUACUUUACUUAACCGGCCAACGGUCUCCGUUGUCAGGAGUUUGAAACUCAGUCGCCGGCUAAUCGGAAACUGCUCGGUGACGGCGGCUCCUUUUGUUGUGGCGGACGACGAGAAGUACGGUAACAAACAGGUUAUCAAUCUAACUCCUCGCCUUUACGACUAUGUCCUCUCCAACGUUCGCGAGCCUAAGAUUCUAAGGCAACUUCGGGAAGAGACUGCCAAAUUGCGAGGUAGUCAAAUGCAGGUAUCUCCUGAUCAGGGCCAAUUGCUUGCAAUGCUUGUGCAGAUCCUUGGAGCAGAAAAGUGUAUUGAAGUCGGUGUUUACACGGGAUAUUCAUCUUUGGCUGUGGCGUUGGUUCUACCAGAAUCCGGAUGUCUUGUUGCCUGUGACAGGGAUCCUAAUUCUCUCGAAGUUGCUAAGAGGUACUAUGAGCUUGCCGGAGUCUCUCACAAGGUCAUCGUGAAGCAUGGUCUUGCGGCAGAAUCAUUGAAAUCCAUGAUUGAGAACGGUGAAGGAUCCAGCUAUGAUUUUGCAUUUGUCGAUGCCGAUAAGAGGAUGUAUCAGGACUACUUCGAAUUGCUUCUUCAACUUGUGAGGGUUGGGGGAGUCAUUGUGAUGGAUAAUGUUCUUUGGCAUGGACGAGUUGCAGAUCCAAUGGUGAAUGAUGCGAAGACCAUCAGCAUUAGGAAUUUCAACGAAAAGUUAAUGGAUGACGAACGCGUAAGCAUUAGUAUGGUACCAAUCGGUGAUGGCAUGACGAUAUGCCGCAAGAGAUAAUCAUCCUGAAAAAAAACUAAGUCUCUAAGCUUAAGAGCAUCGAUGAAGCCUGAGAUAUAUUUCAGGACAUCACUGUCUCGAAACGGUUCUUUUGUUUGGAUAGGACACAGUUCUGACUUGAGAGACCAACACAUUCAGUGUCUAUGCUAUUUUUGUUUAUCUCUCGUCAACUCCUUUUGGCGAUUCUGAUUAAUUGAAAUUAGAAUUUUGGUUAAGCUUAAUUAUCACUGAACUGUGGAACUUGCAUAACCUUGAAGAUUAAUCAGAGAGUAUCUUUCCGGUUCAAACCAAACCGGUACGAAAUUUCCGUCGUUUCAAGUUCGGUCAAGAUAAUUUGAUGAACCGACGACAAAUCAAGAGAUUUGACUCCAUACCCACCAUGGUACUAAACAGCGUGAUGUUUGAUGGUUUGGAUUAUAAACUGCGCGUAGUUUUUGUUGUUUACUUUGGUUCGGUGGGCGGGCCAGCUGUACCACUAAAUUCAAACGACACGGUUACGCAAAAUUUUGAGAAAUCCCCAAAUCUCCUCAAAUUAGGGUUCAAUCGUUCGUGAACACUUUGAACGCUAAUCGGAAAAUUCUUCUCCCUUCGCCAUGAACUUUUAGGGUUCUUCUGAAGGAGUUGGUUUCUGGAAUCUCUCGUGUGAACAAGAUUCGAUCGAUUUCACGCGAUGCCGUCGUUCUCACUGAGCAUUCCCUUCCUCUUGCUCUGUUUCUGCUUGAUCGGCUUACAAGCUGCGGAUGAUCUCCCAGACAAAUCCGGCGGCGAUGUCUGCCCCCGGGUUUCGGAUCCGGGUGGGUGUCCAAUAAACUGUUUCCGGGCGGAUCCAGUUUGCGGAGCCGAUGGAGUUACCUACUGGUGCGGUUGUCCCGACGCAGCGUGCCAUGGCGCUCGUGUGGUCAAAAGAGGAGCUUGCGACGCAGGUAACGCCGGGAGUGCUUCUGUUCCGGGCCAGGCUUUGUUAUUGAUUCAUAUUGUUUGGCUUUUCUUGCUCGGACUCUCUCUUCUCAUUGGUGUUUUCUGAUCUCGAGAGUUAAUGGCGGAUUAGAGAAGGAAUUUAUCCCCCAUUCGUUUGUAGCUUUUUUCUUGUCAUACUUUUGUAGAUCAAAUGUGUUUGAGAUUGAUUCAUGCUCUCUAUAGAUGAUUUUACAUGUAGAUUUGUUUUCCCUUUGUGCUUGUAUGUGUAAAGUUGAGUAGAUUUUUCUCUCUAAUGAAUUACGUUGUUCUUGUUGUUUUGCUUUGUGUGCCAAAAUAAAAAAUCUUGUCUUUGCUUAUGGUUGUGCAAAUAUAUCAUCACUUUCAAUUUUGUUUGCUUUAAA
This is a messenger RNA of Thlaspi arvense, 2347 nucleotides long. NCBI's taxonomy places the organism in Eukaryota, Viridiplantae, Streptophyta, Magnoliopsida, Brassicales, Brassicaceae. The record is from the annotation of a GenBank genome assembly.